UUCCUCCUAGGACUUCAUGUUUUCCCCACAUUUGUAAUAUAUGAACUCACAGUCUUACUAUUCCUUACGUUCUCUGUGGUCAUAAUGAAGUUUGUCUUGGCAGUGCUUGUGCUUUCUCUGAUUCUUCCAAAGACCAGCCAGUAUAUCAAGUGGAUUGUCUCAGCAGGACUGGCACAAGUCAGUGAAUUCUCUUUUGUUCUGGGAAGUAGAGCACGAAGAGCAGGGAUCAUCUCUCGAGAGGUCUAUCUUCUUAUUCUGAGUGUGACUACUCUAAGCCUUUUACUUGCCCCUGCCCUGUGGAGAGCUGCUAUUAUGAAAUGUGUUCCGAGACCUGAAAGACGCUCAAGUACUUGAUUAAGACUUGGACGUGUACAAGAAUGCAUCUCCUUGCAAGGAAUAUCUUCGUUGCUCAUUGUAUUUCUAUGCACUCAGAAAACAAGAGGUUUUGAGUAGUUAGUCCUCUUAAUGUGCACUUGGUUAUAAGCCUUAUACUGACCUUGAAACAAUACAAAAUUCAACAUUAAAAAAUAGUUAUGUAAUUUGUAUUGCACACCCUUUACAAAAUUUACUUUCUCUCUGAUGGAUUAGAAUCUGCCAGAUUGUUCCUGAUCCAAUCAAAUAUUCGGAGCAUAAAUUAUUCUUUUUAAAAUACAGCAUCAUGGAAACU
Molecule: messenger RNA, 667 nt
Organism: Phaethon lepturus (White-tailed tropicbird)
Lineage: Eukaryota; Metazoa; Chordata; Aves; Phaethontiformes; Phaethontidae
Product: transmembrane and coiled-coil domain-containing protein 3-like
Exons: 3
Coding region: 85-354 (89 amino acids)
Biological process (GO): proton transmembrane transport; potassium ion transmembrane transport
Cellular component (GO): membrane
Molecular function (GO): potassium:proton antiporter activity
Source: RefSeq, a predicted model, not a curated record